Molecule: messenger RNA, 1109 nt
Organism: Carlito syrichta (Philippine tarsier)
Lineage: Eukaryota; Metazoa; Chordata; Mammalia; Primates; Tarsiidae
Product: SLA class II histocompatibility antigen, DQ haplotype D alpha chain-like
Exons: 5
Coding region: 1-771 (256 amino acids)
Biological process (GO): immunoglobulin production involved in immunoglobulin-mediated immune response; peptide antigen assembly with MHC class II protein complex; immune response
Cellular component (GO): membrane; MHC class II protein complex
Molecular function (GO): MHC class II protein complex binding
Source: RefSeq, a predicted model, not a curated record
AUGGGGAUCUGCCAAGGAGGGGAGUCAACACAGGUUCUUUCUCUCUCUGUUUUUCCCUUUUCUGCACAUAAAUCUCACUUAUCAGCUGACCACAUUGGCUCUUAUGGCAUAAACGUCUACCAAUCUUAUGGUCCCUCUGGCCAGUAUACCCAUGAAUUUGAUGGCGAUGAGGAGUUCUACGUGGACCUGGAAAAAAAGGAGACUGUCUGGCAGCUGCCUAUGUUUAGCAAAUUUGCAAGUUUUGACCCACAGGGUGCACUAAGGAAUCUGGCUGUGGCAAAAUCCGGUUUAGACAUCCUAAUUAGACGCUCCAAUUCUACAGCUGCUAUCAAUGAGGUUCCUGAAAUGACUGUGUUUUCCAAGUCUCCUGUGAUGCUGGGUCAGCCCAACACUCUAAUUUGUCUUGUGGACAACAUCUUUCCUCCUGUGAUCAACAUUACAUGGUUGAGCAAUGGGCACUCAGUUACAGAAGGUGUUUCGGAAACCAGCUUCCUCUCCAAGAGUGAUCAUUCUUUCGUCAAGAUCAGUCACCUCAUCUUUCUGCCUUCUGCUGAUGAGACCUAUGACUCCAAGGUGGAGCACUGGGGCCUGAAUGAGCCACUUCUGAAACACUGGGAGCCUGAAAUUUCAGCCCCUAUGUCAGAAUUGACAGAGACUGUGGUCUGCGCCCUAGGGUUGUCUGUUGGCCUAGUGGGCAUUGUCAUAGGCACUGUCUUCAUCAUCCAAGGCCUGCGUUCAGGUGGUGCCUCCAGACAGCAAGGGCCCUUGUGAGUCACAUCUGGCAAGAGAAGGUGCCUUGCCAUCUAUGAGAACAGAAGAAUGGACUUGACAGAUGACCUAGCACUAUUUUCUGACCCAACUUGUCAUGUUUCUUUUUUCCUCCAAAUGUUUCUCCUCUCACUUCUUCUCUGGGACUUAAGGUGCUGUAUCCCCUCGGAGUUCACAUACAGCUUUGAAUUUUCCCCAUGACCCCUUGAUGUUUUUUUUUUUAAUUUCUCAACUGUUACCUACUAAGGGAUGCCUGGAGUAAUCCACUCAGCUACCUAAUUCCUUAGUGACCUUGACCUAAAAUCCCCAUGGAAGCAAUAAAUCCCCUUUUAUGACAUCUA